Molecule: messenger RNA, 1227 nt
Organism: Theileria annulata
Lineage: Eukaryota; Apicomplexa; Aconoidasida; Piroplasmida; Theileriidae
Exons: 6
Coding region: 1-1227 (408 amino acids)
Biological process (GO): tRNA dihydrouridine synthesis
Molecular function (GO): flavin adenine dinucleotide binding; tRNA dihydrouridine synthase activity
Source: RefSeq, a predicted model, not a curated record
AUGCUAUAUGAAAUGAUAUAUGUACCAUACCUAUACACCCUUUUGUAUCAUAUUAUUAUAAAUUUGUUUCCCAUUCGAAUAGUUAGUGGAAUCUGUUUAAAUAAGAAUUCUUAUGCCUUUUUACACUUAAAUUUAACAAAUUCACAUUUAAUAACAAGUAAACAACAAUUUAGAGUAGUAGAAGGGUUUAGUAAUAUACAUAAAACAAAUUUAAAUACAAUGAGAAAUGGCAUUGUUUCUCAUUCUAAACCUUCCCUACAGAUCGCACCCAUGCUUGAUGUAACAUAUCUUCAAUUUAGACAAUUCAUGAGGUUACUUACUCGCAAAACACAAUUAUGGACUGAAAUGUUUGUUGCCUCAUCCCUAAUUAAUGCUUCCGAAGAAUCGGUAUCUCGAUGGCUAAAGUUUGAGGAAAAUGAACACCCAAUUGUAGCUCAACUAGGAGGGAAUUGUCCAGAAACACUCGUUGAGGCUGGUCGGAUUCUUAAAAAAUUCGGCUACGAUGAAAUAAAUUUGAACGUAGGAUGCCCUAGCCCAAGAGUAUCAGGGAAAGGUUGUUUUGGAGCUUCACUUAUGCGUGAAAAGGAGCUUGUUAGAGAUAUUGUACACAACAUGAUUAAGGAAUUGGAGAUUCCAGUGACUGUUAAGACGAGAUUAGGCGUUGAUGAGUCGGAUUCUUAUGAGUUUGUUAAGGAUUUCGUUUCAACAGUUUCCCAGUCAGGUUGCGAACACUUCAUCAUUCACUCACGAAAGGCCUGGUUAAAGGGAAUAAACCCUAAGAAAAACAGGACUGUACCCCCGCUCCAGUAUGAAAAGGUAUUCCGUUUACAACGGGAUUUUCCUCACCUGAAAUUUACUAUUAACGGAGGAUUUAAGACAAUGGAGUCGAUUUUGGAUGCUCUAAACUCUGAAAAUGUCGACACUGAUAACAAUCCUCACAAGUUAAACGGAGUGAUGAUAGGAAGGCUGGCCUACGAAAACCCAUGUAUAUUAUCGAAUGUUGACAAAAUCAUCUACGGAGUUGAGAAUCCUGAUACAUGUUAUACCAGGAGGAUACUUUUAGAGGUAUUUUACCUUAAAUUUAUAGCUAAUUUUCAGAACUACGCAAACUACAUUGAUGAAAAUGUUGAAGAAACUGCUAAUAUGAACAUUUCCCUGAUUGUUAAACCUAUUUUAGGUGUCUUCCACGGAGAACAGGGCAACAAGAUUUUCAGACGUAAGUUUUAA